GAGACAGUGUGGCCGCCCGGCCCGGGAAGCGGGGUUAUGUCGCGGCGGGAGGAGGAGGAGACCGCCGAGCUGGGCUAUAAGGGGGAGCUGAGCCGGAGGAUUAAAGAACAGAAAGUUGUAGUUGAUGAACUUUCUAAUUUAAAGAAGAACAGGAAAGUUUAUAGGCAGCAACCCAAUAGCAAUAUAUUCUUCCUUGUAGACCGAACAGAAGCACUGUCUCAAUGCAAAAAUACAUUAGAUCAAUUAAAGAAAGCACAUCAAGAGUUGGAAAAUUCAGAGAAGACUAAAGUCAAGAAAUAGUCCUUCUGAAUUCCAAGUCACCAUGUGUGGUAUUUGUUGUGUUGUUGCCUUAUCUAGCCAGCAUACUAUUUGUGAUUACUUCAGUAAGGAUCUGCACUGCUGUCUUAGACGAAGAGGACCAGACAGUAGCCAACAGUUGAUAAAGACUGUGUCUGAGCCAUCCUAUGAGUGUCUUUUUUCUGGCCAUGUGCUUCACCUGAGGGGACUGAUGACUCCUCAGCCACUGGAAGAUGUCAAUAACAAUAUUUUUCUUUGGAAUGGAGAAAUUUUUAAUGGAGUGCAUGUAGGAGAUUCAGAGAAUGACACUGAAGUUAUGUUUCGUCAUCUUGCACUAUGCAGUAGUGAAGCUGACAUUUUAUCACUCUUCUCAUCACUUCGGGGUCCAUGGUCUUUUAUUUAUUAUCAAGCAUCUGGACACAGCUUAUGGUUUGGUAGAGAUUAUUUUGGUCGUCGUAGUUUGCUUUGGCAACUCAGUAAUGUGAGUGAUGGUGCUUUCUGUCUCACAUCUGUAAGUGUGAAUUCAGAGUCUUGUAACCAAUGUCAAGAAGUCCCAGCAUCUGGUAUUUUCAAAAUGGAUCUCAGAGACUGUGCAACGACUAAAUCCUUGUCUUUAACGUUGUUUCCAUGGAAGUACAAGUGCACAGAGAAAAAUGAAGAAGAAAUAUUCAUUGAUGUUCUGGAUCAAGUUUCAAAAGACUUACCAAAUCAUAUCACUGUUGUGAUGAAUGAGUCAAAACUAUGUCUCAGCGCACCAGUAAUCCCCUUAAACAGAACAAUUUCUGAAGCCUCAGUUGAACAUGUGAGCAGUGAUAGUAGCGAGACUAGCAGUGUGGUUUCCUUAGAAACUCUUCAGGGAUAUCUUGCAGUGGAGCACAAGAGAAAAGUAGUCCAUCAGUUCAUUGAUGUUUUAGAUGAAGCAGUAAAGAGACGAGUUCUAUUACUCCGUAGAGGUGAAGAUGAGGGAACAGGACAAGUUCAGGGUGUUUCUCCCAGGAAGGCUCAUGUUGCAGUGCUUUUUUCUGGUGGCGUUGAUUCUAUGGUUAUUGCAGCCCUUGCUGAUCGACAUGUUCCUUUGGAGGAACCAAUUGAUCUUCUCAAUGUAGCUUUCAUGACAAAAGAACAAACUAAGCGAACAGGUACCACUAAAAACUGUAUCAGGCAAGAAAUGCAGCUUGAUUUGCAUCGUGGUGAAGAAAAUCAUAAAGACCUUGAUGCUAAAAUGGGUGAUGACUUAUCUUGCUUUGAUGUUCCUGACAGAAUUACUGGUAGGGCGGGACUGAAAGAACUGGAAGCCCUUAACCCUUCAAGAACCUGGAACUUUGUGGAAAUUAAUGUCACACUCAAGGAAUUGAAAGAGAUGAGACGGCAAUUCAUUAAUCACUUAAUAUAUCCUCUGGAUACAGUUUUGGAUGACAGCAUUGGCUGUGCUAUCUGGUUUGCUUCCAGGGGAGAGGGUUAUAUUAAUAAGCAAGGAGAAAUGAAACCAUAUAAAAGUCCUGCAAAGGUUGUGCUUACAGGAAUUGGAGCAGAUGAACAGCUUGCUGGGUAUUCCCGACAUCGCAUUUGCUUCAGAAAAUGUGGCCCAGAAGGUCUGAAUAAGGAACUUGAAAUGGAGUUAGGUCGCAUUUCUUCUAGAAAUCUUGGUAGAGAUGACAGAAUUAUUGGUGAUCAUGGAAAAGAAGCCAGGUUUCCUUUUAUUGAUGAAGAUGUUGUUUCAUUCCUCAAUUCACUGCCCAUCUCAGAAAAAGCAGACUUGACUUUACCUCGAGGAGUUGGUGAGAAACUGAUUCUGCGCCUUGGAGCCAAGGAACUUGGCCUUGAAGCUGCAAGCAUUUUGCCAAAAAGGGCUGUACAGUUUGGAUCUCGGAUUGCAAAACUGGAGAGCAACAAUGAAAAAGCAUACCACACAUGCAGCAGACUGAAGUUAUUUUAGUAGAUGAAUUACAAAACUACAUCUUAAGAUAUUAUUUAUCUUAUAUGUAAAUUCAGUAAAUCUUUGGGAUUUUUUAAAA
This is a messenger RNA of Gallus gallus (chicken), 2312 nucleotides long. It is a transcript of the gene ASNSD1, whose product is annotated as asparagine synthetase domain containing 1. The coding region runs from base 323 to 2233 and encodes 636 amino acids. Lineage: Eukaryota; Metazoa; Chordata; Aves; Galliformes; Phasianidae. Gene Ontology annotation, molecular function: asparagine synthase (glutamine-hydrolyzing) activity. The transcript has 6 exons. The record is from RefSeq and is marked validated.